UAGUUUAUCAGCAGAUCAGCAGUUGUUUGUUUAUUCAGGGCGGACCCUCUCUUUUCUGCAGGGAUUCAGGGAUCGUUUCUUUUAACAUUCACUGCACAACAUUGCAUCAAAAUGGAAGCAUGAAGUAUUAAGAGGUGCAAUUCAGUUGCAUCGCUUUUAUUACCCUGCACGUCUGCGGCUUCUGGGCAAGGAUGAGGGAUCAUCAAGCCAUUGACAGCUGGCUCCUGAAAGAGUUAAAGGCAUGUUGUGCAAAAGAGUACAACUUCCUUCCCAGAGAGGCUGGACUGAAGCUGAUGGAGUCGGCUUCCACAGAGAAUCACAGUGGAGUGUCUGAAAAAGGAAGAAACACCAGAGUGGAAGAACUGUGGGGCCUGACCAGUUUCUUUGGAUACAGCGCUCAAACGUUUGUGCAAGCUGUCAAUUUGCUUGAUAGAUUCCUCACCACUAUGAAGGUGCAGCCCAAACACUUGCCCUGCAUUGGAGUCUGCUGCCUUCACAUUGCAGCAAAAAUGGUCGAGGAAGAAAGCAAUGUCUCACCCACCCAUGAACUCAUUCGCAUCAGUCAAAGCAAGUUCACGGUGUCUGACCUGUGUCGUAUGGAGAAGAUCAUCUCAGAGAAGCUGAGCGUGGAGCCCGAGGCAGUGACAGCUAUAACCUUUCUGCACCUCUACUACCCAGCCUUUACAUCCCUCUCAGCUGGAAGGGAGGAGAUCCCAAGCAUUGGGAGACUGGAAGCCCAGCUAAAAGCCUGCUUAUGCCGGCUUGUUUUCUCUAAAGCAAAACCAUCAGUGCUGGCGCUGUCCCUCAUUGCUCAAGAGUUCGAAGGCCUCCAGUCCAUCGCCUUGUUGAAGAUUGUACAGCAAUUCCAAAGACACCUAAAGAUCAGUGAAGGCGAGCUUCUCCACUGGAAGGAACUUGUGGCAAAAUGCAUGACUGAAUACCGCUCAAGUGAAUGUAACAAACCAGACAACAAAAAGCUUGUUUGGAUCGUUUCGAGGAGGACGGCUCAGAAUCUUCAAGCCAAUCACUUCUCCGUGCCCGGGCUGCCAACGAUUCCCGAGGGGAGCUGGGACGAGAGUGAAAGCGAGGACUCUUGUGAGGACAUGAGCUGUGGAGAAGACAGCCCAUGCGGCUCGCCAGGAAGUGACGGCGAAGGAGCCUUCUUCUCCUCUGCCUUUCUCAACCGCCAAAAGUGACGAGUCCUCAUUGUGAAGUAGUCAGAAGUGUGUUUGUUCCCUGAACUGUAUCUGAUUUAAGGUGGUCCUCAUGUUUCUGAGUAAACCCGUGUUUCACUCGUCAUACCACCAAAGGUACGACAAGUGACAUGUUUCAAUCAAGUGCCUGUGUUGAUUCAGUUAACUGUCGUGUUUUUUUAUGUUAUAAAAAAACAUAUCGUAUUAAUGCAAAAUGGAAAAUUGCAAUAUCUUGGCAGCUUGAUGGUAAUCUGAAUGUCUUUUUCCGAGAUGUUCUCUUUUGUGUUUGUUUGUGUCCAAGCUGGGCAUACUCCAGGAAAAGCAGUGAAGCACAACGGAGAAAUAGUGUAUCAGUCAUGAGGUACACUCACUAUUGAAUACCAGCUAACACACUAACACAUUCUCAUAAAAAUAUUCAAACCCGUUUUUAUAAUCAUUACUUUAAAAAUACACAGUAUUCUGCAAGUGUAUGUUAUGUACACAAUCCUAAUGUGGCAAAUAGACCUUUGUAGUGUGAAAAUACCAGACUGUAUAUGCAUGGAAUCAUAGAAUAUCUGAUUAUGAAUGGAUGUUUAAAAAAAUGUAUAUAUCAUGUAAAAAAAGAAGGAAAAAAUUGUAUGUUUUGUGAAUGCUACAUUAUGAAUGUUGUAUUUGAUUACGUGUGAGUGUGUUGGAAGGUUCAGAAACAAUACUUCCAAAUAAAAAAAGCUUUGUAUACAU
Notothenia coriiceps (black rockcod) is the source of this 1913-nucleotide messenger RNA. RefSeq names its product cyclin-G2. Bases 192 to 1196 code for a protein of 334 amino acids. The transcript has 8 exons. The record is from RefSeq and is a predicted model, not a curated record. NCBI's taxonomy places the organism in Eukaryota, Metazoa, Chordata, Actinopteri, Perciformes, Nototheniidae.